UACGAUUGGCGGGAAUCGCAGCGGGAAUCACAGGGAGAACCGAGUGUAUAGUGUAUAUUUUAACAAGUGACCAUAUCGCAGCUUAUCUGCUUCUAAUGCACGUUAUAAGUUUCUUAUCUUUCGAGAAUAACUGUUAGAUUGAAUAUCAGUUCUCGAACAAUACGUAAACAUUAUCGCGGUGCUGGUAUCAGCACAGGUGUCUGUUACGCAGCCAUAUUUAGGGGUUAUGUUCGUUUCAAUUACCCGGCACGUUGAAAUACAACGAUAACGUGUUGUGGUGGUUCGAAGAAAGCAAAAAGUAACUGCUCUUGGCACACAGGUGUGCUACGUGAAGAGGUUUAUGCAAAUCAAUUCUGUGCGGAUAUUGUCUGCGAAGCCUACCGUUCCGUCAUGACGAAUUUAAGCCGGUUUACCGGUAUAUUCUGCUGCGUCUUCGUUUUUAUAUUCAGUGUCUGUUGCGAGGAUGAAAAUUAUUUUGGAAAUAGGGAUUUCGAUGACAUGAUUGAUCCACAUUCGUUUUCCUACAACAAGCACAGCAAAAGUAUGAACGACGAGAUGGGGAUAAGUGGCAGAAGCAAAGAUUAUACAAGGGAACACGAUGAAGAUAAAAAAGACUGUAACUGUGUAAAACCUGUAGAUAAUUCCGAGAAUCAGGCAGCCGUCUUUUAUAAGCGCCUCAUCAAUAUGAUGUUAUUAAACAUGAAUAUAAAGCAGGAGAGCGAUGUAUUAUUGGUAGGUACGUUAGAGAUCAUAAUGACUCCCACACAAAUGGAAAUCUUGAAAAACUUUCAUACACAACCAGCUUCCUUAAGAGAGGUCGAUGAAAUAUUAAGCAUGACGAUAAUAAAACCGAGCGAUAACCUAUAUCGCUUAGACAGCAUCACAGACUUCCUCGGCGAGCAGUUCGAAAGAUUCGGAAUGGCUUUUCAGACUGUAUUGGAACAUAUCGGAAUGGCAUUUUGGACUGUAUGGAAACAUCCUGACGUACUUCCAUUUCUAUCUGUACUGUUGCUGAUCGGUCUUACGUUGAGAAUGAUCAGAUACGGCCAUGGUAUUUCAAUGUUCAUUCUUAUACAAAUCAUAUUCGUAGUGAGUUUCCUAAUGACUUGGUGGAAUCUUAUACAAGAGGCGGAAAUUAAAGCUAUGGCGGAACAAAUGAAAUUUUCGAAUAUCCCGAUAUCAUGUCAGCCAGACAAAAUGACUAUAUGGGAUAAGUUCGUGUCCUUCUUAAGCGCCAACGACGACUGCGAGAAAUAUCACCAAGCAAUGAUGUCUAAUCCAAAACUGAAAGUCACACCGGCUCAUGCACUGUCGCAUUUAUUUUCCACGGUCACGCUUCAACCAAUCAUUCACAUGGGGACUGCUGUGUCUGGUUUUAUAACUAAUGCAACAGACGAUUUGCCAUGGCUGUACGGCUGGCUCGUUAAAUGUUUGCUUUUCCUUUGCGUCGGUAUCGUUAUAAUAAUGUUACCGAUCUUCUUGUCGGGCGGAUUUGUUGAUUUCGGCAUGGGGCCGCUGUUCAAAUUCGCCAUUAGCUUUCACAAAAAGCAAGGACAAGGUAAUCCAUUAGAAUACGAUAGCAAACGAGAACCCGUGAAAAUAUAUCUUCAGACUUCUUCGCAGGUACAUGGCGCGAACGCGCCGAAUAUAAUGGACGUGCCAGUGGCAGCGGACACGCCGGCUAUAACGUGUACGCCAGUUACAACGAACGAGCCCGCCGUAGAGCAAUUGAUAAAGUUCGAUGAAUCCGAAGACGAAGUUGAACGAGGAAUCGAUAAAUGCGACGCCGAAAAUCGUGACUCCAGGAGGAGGAGGAAAUUAUCGAGCGAACUUAAAAAGCACGAUGGAAGUGGGGACGCACAACUAAAAGUGGUUGCAUAAAGGAAUGCUUUAUUUAUGUGCCGGUAUUUAAUAUUUCGAAUUCGCAUUGAUCCAGCCUGUACAAAUAUAUUUAAUUGGAUUCGCGACGCCUGUUUGAAGUGAUCGUUUAAGUAUUGAUUUCUUUCUUGUUUUAUCGCGUGGCUUUUACAGCGAAAGAGAUAGUAU
This is a messenger RNA of Megalopta genalis, 2046 nucleotides long. RefSeq lists its product as uncharacterized. Gene Ontology annotation, molecular function: chloride channel activity. Lineage: Eukaryota; Metazoa; Arthropoda; Insecta; Hymenoptera; Halictidae. Gene Ontology annotation, cellular component: endoplasmic reticulum; membrane. The record is from RefSeq and is a predicted model, not a curated record.